Pyricularia oryzae 70-15 is the source of this 2417-nucleotide messenger RNA. RefSeq names its product peptidyl-prolyl isomerase CWC27. The transcript has a single exon. The coding region runs from base 266 to 1987 and encodes 573 amino acids. The record is from RefSeq and is a predicted model, not a curated record. Gene Ontology annotation, cellular component: catalytic step 2 spliceosome. Gene Ontology annotation, biological process: protein peptidyl-prolyl isomerization; protein folding. Gene Ontology annotation, molecular function: peptidyl-prolyl cis-trans isomerase activity. Lineage: Eukaryota; Fungi; Ascomycota; Sordariomycetes; Magnaporthales; Pyriculariaceae.
GGUAUCAUUGAUUUACUUUUUAUUGUUUUAUUUUGUUGUUGUAAGCCUCUCUCCGAGCUCGCCAGAUGGACUGGAUAAUGCGCUCAUCUUCAUAAAACUAGCGACCUACCUGCUCAAGGUAACUUGAACUACACCACCUCGACACCAAUUGAAUCCGACACUAGAGAGAUCAAAGCCAAACGCGACCUGGCUUUUGAUCGGGGCCACGAACAACGCACCUCUGAACGCCCUUGGGGGCAAAUGCGCCACCCGACCGAACGCGACCAUGUCAACAAUAUAUAAUACGGAGCCUCAACCAACAGCAUCAGUCAUCCUUCACACAUCGGUUGGCGAACUGUCUGUUGAGCUUUUCGCCAAGCAGACCCCUCUAACGUCGCGCAACUUCCUUCAGCGUUGUUUGGAUGGAUACUACGACAAUACCAUUUUCCACCGUCUUGUGCCUGGAUUCAUAGUCCAAGGUGGUGAUCCUACAGGAACGGGCAAUGGCGGCGAAUCAAUCUACGAUGGAGGUGCUCUAUCGGGUGAUCUUGAUCCGUGGCCUAUGGAUCAGCGAAGAGGCAAGAAUGCAGGACCUCUGGGCAUCAACUUCAAGGACGAAUUUCACUCGCGGCUCAAGUUCAACAGGAGAGGAUUGCUAGGUAUGGCAAAUGAGGGGGCGCCAGACACAAAUGGCAGUCAGUUCUUUUUCACCUUUGACAAGGCCGAUGAACUCAACAGCAAGAACACCAUGUUUGGACGCGUAGCCGGCGACACUAUCUACAACCUGCAAAAAAUAGGAGAGGCCGAGUUGGCGGAGGGAACCGAGCGGCCACUUUAUCCUAUCAAGCUAGAGCGCGUAGAGAUACUCGUCAACCCCUUUGACGACAUGAAGAAGAGGGAAAGAGUUGUCAAGGUUGUGGAUACUGCACCGGCCCCAGCCAAGAAGCCCAAAAAGAGGAAGGUCGGCAAACAACUGCUUAGUUUCGGUGACGAGGAAGGGGAGGGCGAAGAGCUUCCCAUACUGAAAAAGCCUAAAUUCGACACAAGAAUAGUCAUGGAUGACGAGGCAACAGAAACGCCUGUCAAGCGCCCCAAGGACGGAAAGCCUACAGAGGUCAAAGACGCGACUCUUGCUAAGACUUCUGCGGCAGGAAAAGAGGCAGGGGUAAACGCGGUCGGGAUGAAGGACGCUACUGCGUCCUCGGACAGUACCGUAAAAUUGCGCGAUGACCCACAGAAGCCGAACGAACCCUCAGGAUCACCGCCCCCACUACUAACACGGAUCCAGCCGAGAUAUGGCGACGAUGAGCCCGCGCAAGGGAAGAAUACAAAGGCUAAAGAUAAUAGGACGGCGCUCGAAAAGGCAAAUGAUGAAAUUGCUACCCUCAAAGCAUCCAUGCGCCGAAACGUGAACUCGGAGCCUAUCAAGGAGGAAAAGAAGUCAGCAUUGGAGCUGAUGAUACCAGAAACCUCGACUAGAGGCAGGAAGCGGCGAGGGGGUGCCAACAAUAACGAUGUUGCGGAAGAACAAAAGACGAUGAACCUUUUGAAAGCCUUCCAAUCCAAGCUCGCGGAUGCUCCGAGCACAAGCACGAACGCUCAAGAAUCUCCGACCGGAGAGCAUGCCACGGGUGAGGGAGCUACAGGGGGCGCGGGUGAAAAGCCGGCAGAGGAUGAGGGAGAAGUAUGUGAUCUGCAUUUCAUCAUUAACUGCCAGAGCUGCCAAGCCUGGGACAAGCUCGAGGGCAAAGACGAAAGCGAUGACGAAGGAUGGAUGUCACACGCUCUUAGCUUUGCGGCAGAUAAGCUCGGAAAGGACCUCAAUUACAGGAGGAAGGCUGAGGAAGAGCUCAUCGUGAUCGACCCCCGUGAAAAGGCGCGUAGCUUACAAGAGGAAAAACGUCAGGAGAAAGGAAGCCGGACAGGAGGGUCCGGUCGGGCAUGGGAUCAGGCUCGGAAUGCGCAAAUGUCAAGGUCUUCCAAUCUUGCAGGCAGAGGUGCCAGAUAGGCCAUAUCCUUAUGAUGUAACGUACCUAGCCAAGCCGGCUUAAGUAAGUCGUCUUAUUUCUCUUGGGUUUCGCUGGCUUAAUUUCUGUGAUAUCAUGUUAUGCUCGGAUUUGGCGACAGCCUUGGUCUUGACACAAGGACGUGCCAAUUCUAAUUAUUUCCCUACUGUGUGUACCCUCCAUCGAAUAGAUCAAAGAUACCCCCCCCCCCCCCAUUUCAAGUUUCGACCAUGUUUUUAGUAUCUUGGAUAUGCUCGUCAGUUUGGGUGACUACCUGUGAGGAUUGGUCGGGUGUCAAAUACUUACCUCCUUUGUAUCAGGCCAUCUUGGAAAAGGAACAAAUUACAGUUAGUAUGAACCCUGUCUUUCCAAAUGAGGAUGAGGCUCCUGAGCAAAUGCUCCUGAACAAAGAGGGUCGUCCGGAGCUUUGCU